Messenger RNA from Emiliania huxleyi CCMP1516, 387 nucleotides. RefSeq lists its product as hypothetical. The transcript has 2 exons. The record is from RefSeq and is a predicted model, not a curated record. NCBI's taxonomy places the organism in Eukaryota, Haptophyta, Isochrysidales, Noelaerhabdaceae. The coding region runs from base 1 to 387 and encodes 128 amino acids.
AUGAACGUGGCUGGCGAUACCAAGGAGGGCCUGCUCAAGUGCGUCCUCCUCCGCGACGCCGCAGGCGGCUGGAAGCGCCCAGAGCCAAAUACCGCUGGCCAGUUCUGCGACAGGUCGUUGGCCAAAUGCGCCGGGUCGAUCAAGCUCUGCGGGGCCUGCGGCGCGAACCACGGCGCCCUCGAGGUCGUGGUCGGACCGCAGGGAAGCCCGCUGGCCUACCUCGCUGUGUGUAAGCCUGGGCUGGGCCUGGUGACAUCGCAGGCAUUGGGCCCGGUCGCCGGGUUCUCCGUGGAUUCGGCAGGCAACAUCCUUGGAGUGGACGGCGGAGAGGUGCAGUACCCGCCGCCACCCAAGUGCUGCUGCGCGUUUGACUCGCUUGGGCCGUGA